AUGGAGCAACCAAGUGAUGAUUUUAUAGAGGUUGUUGUCAUGUUAGCAAGAGAAGAUCAACAGAAACAAAAGAAAAACAACAAAGUAGAUGAUAAUAAUGUGAACUACAAAUCAACAAAACAACAACUCUUCAAAGAGUAUUCUUUAGAUAGAAGUAAAGUAGUAUCAUGGUUACUAUAUUUAAUGGUAAAGGGUACCUACCCAACUAUUAAAGAUAAAGAAGUACAGUUACUUGAUAUACUAUUGAUUAAAGAUGACCUUAUCAGAUCAUUGUCACAACCUUUAUUAGAUAUUCUAAAGGUUGAGACAAUAGAGUUACUCAAUACAACUCUUACUGAUUCCUUUAAAUGUCAUUUAUUUGGUAUCUUGGAGUCACUUUCGAAUUAUUUAAUCCCAAUUGGAUGUUGGAAUGAAUUGAAAGGAUCAUUAGAGUUGAUUUUAGAAAGAGGAGAAGAAGAAGAAGAGUCACCAUUAAAAGCCAAUGUCAAAAGAUUGCUAGUCCUGUUGUCACAGUUUGACUUUGAAUUGGAUAAACAAGAAAUGUUGGAAGAUUUGAUCAACUCUAAUGAUUUUGUUGAUUCAUUGACCGAUGAACAACAGAAAUCAUAA
Messenger RNA from Cavenderia fasciculata, 609 nucleotides. RefSeq lists its product as uncharacterized. The record is from RefSeq and is a predicted model, not a curated record. NCBI's taxonomy places the organism in Eukaryota, Evosea, Eumycetozoa, Acytosteliales, Cavenderiaceae. The transcript is spliced from 3 exons. The coding region runs from base 1 to 609 and encodes 202 amino acids.